UACCAAUGUAAAAAAAGUCUUACGAAGGCAGUUCCCUCUAAGGCCAGCUGCUGCAAAAACAAUUCAUCGUUGUCAGGGAGACACUCUUGAUGAAGCAGUUGUUGAUUUCCCAAAUUCAACCAGAGAGCACAUGCACUAUGUUGGUCUUAGUAGAGUUAGAAACAUUGACAAGUUGCACAUUUUAAAUUUAAAUGAGAACAAAAUCAGAGUUAAUCCUAAAGUUAAAGAAGAAAUGGCCAGACUGAGAUCUAAAUGUAAAUUAGUUCCAUGUGUUCCAGAUCUCACAGCAGUUUCCUACACAAAAACGUUAAAAAUACUAUUUCACAAUGUCAGAUCACUUCAUCUUCACAUCUCGGACAUUUCAAACGAUUUUGAUGUUCAAGCAACAGAUAUAAGUAUCUUUGUUGAAACAGCUUUGUGUGCACGAGACACAGAUGAAGAGUAUAAAAUUGAUGGAUUUGAUCUUUUCAGAAAUGAUCAUAUUCAUUUGGAAAAUAAUAUUCGAACGACAUAUGGGACAAUUACGUACCUUAAAUCGACACUUGCUUACCUUGUACCACCUUUUAGUUACAACUACAAUAACAUGGAAAUUUCUGUGACAGUUGUGAAUGAGCCUGUUCCCAAUCUGCAUAUUGUUGGCAUUUACCGUUCAAGGUCGAAAGUCAAGCUUCACAAACUCAUAGAGGCAUUAGACUAUCUUCACAUGACAUUACUGGUUAACAAGCCAACCAUUCUCCUGGGAGAUUUUAAUAUUGACUUAUUGAAACCCUCUAGUGAGCGAAAAGCUUUAAUGCAAAACAUGAUUGAGUGUAGGGGAUACUCCCAAUUGAUCUCACAAUUUACCACAGACAAUAGAACUUGCAUAGAUCAUAUUUAUACUAAUAUCCCACAUGUUGUUCAUUCAUCUGGCACAUUGGAGUCAUACUUUAGUGACCAUAAACCAAUUUUUGUUUGUCUUCAAUUGAUCCACUAGAGUUUAUGAACAGCAAUACUGUAAGAUGUUCACACAGCUUCAAAUUUCGAGACCAUUGGCAUCCUGGUCCAUUUUUAACAUGUUUCACAACUGAUACGGUUUUUUUUAUGGAUUUAGACAAUGGAAAACCCAUGGUCAUCCAGUAUUCCCUCAAAUAAGAACGCUGCUGGUAAGUGCAACACUGUUAACAGUCGUAUAGCCACAUAUUAAACUAAUAACAGAUGGAGUAUAAUCAAUGAUACUAACUUUUCUAAUAAGUUUUAAAGUUCUAAAAGUCAAAGUGCAAUUUUUGUUGGUCCUGUUCCUGUAUAUUAACAAAAACAACUACAUAAAAAAUGUAUACCACAUUAAAAUCAACUUUAUUAACCAUGUUCACGAUAUAGUAACCUCGAAGCAAAGCAAAACUGAUAAGAAGCGAAAUAAACCUCGAGGCAAACCUAAACCAGCUGCGGCCGUAGCACCUAAAGUUGCAUCUACACCAGAUACAGCCCUCACAACUGAAGUUGCGUCUACCAAAGGAGCCCCCGUUGCACCUGAAGUUGCAUCUACACUAGAUCUGGCCCUCACAACUGAAGUUGCCUUUGCCCAAGAAGGAGCCAUAACACUUGAAGUUACAUCUAAGCCAGAUGCAGCCCUCGCAACUGAAGUUGCGUUUACCCAAGAAGGAGCUGUUACAGCUGAAGUUGCAUCUACGCCAGAUGCAGCCCUCACAACUGAAGUUGCUAUGGAAGAAGGUAAGUAUUAUAAACAUAAAUUAUCAUUUAUGUACUGUGGCUACAAAACAUGUAGUUUUUCUGUACCUACGACAAAAGCUCUAACUACCUGUACUACAGAUUUAAACUCGUACACUUUAUUAAGAGUAUUGACUUAUUCUCUUUUUCUUGUAUUGAAGGUCCGAGCAAUUUUGUAUCAGAUGAAGCUGCUGUGAAUGAAAUUAUCUUUCACGAAAGUAAGUACAUGUACAUCUAAAAAAAGCAGUAAUUUUAUUACCUUUAGUUAUAGUUAACUAACUACUUAUACAUUGCGGUUUAAUUACAUUAUAUUUGAAACACUUGUAUUCAAACCAAGUUUAUUAUUAACCAUAGUUUAUUACUUUAAAGGUCAGAGCAAUUUAAUACGUAGAGGUAGAGCUGUCGAUAAUAAAGCUGCUACGACAAAAGCUCUGACUACCUGUACUACAGAUUUAAACUCAUACACUUUAUUAAGAUCUAGAGUACUGACUUCUUCUCUUUUUCUUGCAUUGAAGGUCCGAGCAAUUUUAUAUCAGAUGAAGCUGCUGUGAAUGAAAUUAUCCUUCACGAAAGUAAGUACAUGUACAUCCAAAAAACCCAGUAAUUUUAUUAUUUUUAGUCAUAGUUAACUAACUACUUAUAUAUUGCAGUUUAAUUACAUUAUAUGUGAAACACUUGUAUUCAAACCUAGUUAAUUAUUAACCAUAGUUUAUUACUUUAAAGGUCAGAGCAAUUUAACACGUACAGGUAGAGCUGUCGAGAAUAAAGCUGCCUUAAACGAAAGUAAGUAAAUGUGUAUAACUCUUAACUUAAAUGCAUGCUCUUCAUAUUGUAAAUUCAAAAAGUCAAAACCAACGUAUCAGGUGUAGAAAAUGUAUCGGACCAUGGGGCCAUUGGUCCCAGAAAAUUCUCUAUGUUCCCAGAAAAAAUAUUUUAAGUCGCAGCAGGACUUUGUUAUUUACAAAUUGAUACUACCAUUGUACAGUCGAAGAAAAAUAUUUUUCCACCCCUGCAACGUAUUUACAACCAGGAUUGAUAUAUCAGCAUAUCCUGGACGUAUAAAAAUGUGCUGCAUACUGUCUGAUGUGCAAAUUCAGAGCUAAGACACAAAGGUUUGUUAACUUUGACUUUUGUUUUAUUCGUAGACAUGCCUGUUAUUGGCUACAUCCAUCAACUGUCGCCUGUAAAGCAAAGUCAAAACAAUAACGCAUAUUUUCACAUGAAAAUGCAGACAGAAGAUCGCACAGUGAGAACUGUUUGUUUCUCCCCAGAGAAACAUGAGACGUUUAAGAGAAACUUCGAAGCCUCGUCGCCAGUAAAACUAAGUCAAUUUCAACUUAAAUCUAACCGUCGAACAAAUGAAGAAGAAAUCAUCGUAAACAAGCGAACGAAGCUUGAUAAUCCAUCUGAGUUUGAAAUAACUUUUGACAUUGCGGCAAAAUAAUUUGAUUAUACCACAACGACGACCGCUGUGAGGGAAGUAAAUGAAGUUAGGCCCAGAAGAGCGAUCACUGUUCUUGGUCGACUAACCUUCCAGGGUGGAACGGAAUACGUAAACGUCAGAGGCAAAAAUUUGAAGAAACAAGAAACCAUACUAACUGACGAAACUGGCUCAAUACGUUUAGUUCUCUGGGAAAAUGAUAUCCAGAAAGUUCAGUCAGGGGAGACAUACAUGUUGACAAGAUCAGUUGUGCGCGAAUUCGACAACCAACCUUACAUUACCAUAAACAAGGAAACCCAGAUUUCUAAAGUUAGCCAAACUAUUGCAAAUCCUGAUGAUGAUCUCGCCAAUACCUAUAAAGAAUUCACCAUUUCUUCCCCUCCAGAAGGGAUUUUGGCAACACACAGAACCCUAUCCUGCAAGAAAUGUGCCAACUCAAUGGUUCAGCAUACUGCCGGGAAGACAAUAAAAUGCACUGCAUGUGGCCUUAUCCAGUUAUUGCGUUCCUGCCAAAAAAAGGUGCAUGCCAACGUCUUCUUUAUCAAUGAAAAUGGGCAAAAGAUAUCUUUAUUGAUGAAACAACAUAUAAUACAAGCAUUGCUCGACAUUCAUCAAAGUGAAAGCCAUGGCAACGUCGUUCCUUUGGAUGAAAUGACAGAUGAAGAACUGCAAGAAAUUCUUCUAACCGUUCCAGCAAACAUCACCUAUAACAACAAAAAUAUUGCAACUAACGUGAAAAAGAAAUUGGACACUGAGGCACUUUAA
Messenger RNA from Paramuricea clavata, 3910 nucleotides. The record is from the annotation of a GenBank genome assembly. NCBI's taxonomy places the organism in Eukaryota, Metazoa, Cnidaria, Anthozoa, Malacalcyonacea, Plexauridae.